Strongylus vulgaris is the source of this 383-nucleotide messenger RNA. The record is from the annotation of a GenBank genome assembly. NCBI's taxonomy places the organism in Eukaryota, Metazoa, Nematoda, Chromadorea, Rhabditida, Strongylidae.
AUGGAAAACACAACAAAACUACAUGAAUUUACCGAAAUUUCUUUGGAAACCCUGGUUCCACUUAUCGUUCUAUUGGCUAUUAUUGUGUACUGUUUGAUUAUCGCUGCUGUUUUCGUGUUCCUCUGCACAAAGCAUCCGCAACAUCUGAAACAAUCUCCUUCACAAGGUUCUUUGCAAGAAUUUGCAUCCUUCAUGGACUGUUCCAUGAUACUGCAAUGUUUACCAUGUACGGCUUGUAGUCCGCGUAGAGCUCUACGGUCAUGUUGCCCAAAAACGGAAUGGCUUCGACAUCUCGCGACCUGUGAAUGUUUGCGUCCACAACUUCGAGGAGAACGAGCCCCUGGUGUCGAUCUUGUAUGCUGCGUUGUAUGCGAGAGGUAGCG